Oppia nitens is the source of this 2280-nucleotide messenger RNA. Its product is annotated as structural maintenance of chromosomes protein 6-like. The record is from RefSeq and is a predicted model, not a curated record. Gene Ontology annotation, molecular function: single-stranded DNA binding; damaged DNA binding. Gene Ontology annotation, cellular component: Smc5-Smc6 complex; site of double-strand break; nucleus. NCBI's taxonomy places the organism in Eukaryota, Metazoa, Arthropoda, Arachnida, Sarcoptiformes, Oppiidae. The transcript has 4 exons. Gene Ontology annotation, biological process: double-strand break repair via homologous recombination. The annotation marks the transcript as partial.
UCGAUAAUAAUCGAGAGAUCGAUAUCGUUGUCUGCGUCGUCGAGUUAUAAACUCAAGUCAAGCGAUGGCCGUGUGGUAGCCGAAGGUCGGGAUGCGUUGAACGAUAUUAUCCGGUAUUUUAACAUUCAAGUGGACAAUCCGAUAUGUGUACUGAAUCAGGAAGUUUCCCGUAAUUUUCUGAAUACAAAAAACUCGAGAGACAAAUACCAGUUCUUUAUGCGGGCGACACUACUCGAAGAUAUGAAGAAUGAUUACGCAAACAGUGAAGAACAACGACUGUUGUCGGAACAGAAACUGAUGGACAAGAAAAAGAUAAUACCGAUGACAGCCAAAGACAUCGGGGAUUUGGAACGAAAAGUUAAAUUGUUUAAUCAAUUGGAGAAUCAGAGGGAAAAGUUUCUUCAGUUGAACAACGAAGCCAUUUGGUCACUGGUUUACGAACAAAAACAAUCGGUUGAUUUGGUUCGUAAAGAAGUGGAAAAAUUGGACAAACGAUUGGCAGCCGAACAGAAGAAGUUGACCGAAUCGACUGAACGAUUGGAUGAAUUGCGGCGAAAAGAGACCGAAUGUAUGGAACAGUCUAAUAGUUUGUUUGAAAAUACGAAUAAAGCAAACGAAGUAAAAGAUGAAUACAAACGGCGUCUUCAGGCCAUCAAAGAAGAACUUCAGGCGACUGAGGCCCGAGAUCGUGGACUGAGAACCGAUAUUAUUAGUAUAAACAAUGAUAUUAAGGCAUUGCAACUGAAAAUCGAAGAACUUGAACAACAAUACAGUAAUGAAAGUCAUACGAAACGUAAGUUAGAUAUACAGAAAUUGAGGGAAAAUAUCGACGAAUUAAACAUUAAAGAGCAGUCACUGGUCGACAGUAUUCAAGAGUUUAACGAAACGGUUCAACAAUUGACCGAAGAAGGUCUUCGGCAUACGCAAGACGAUCGUCAACUGAAAUCGAUGAUCGACGGCAAACGUUUGAAAGGUUCGCGUAAUGAUCGACUGAGUCAUUUCGGGCCACAGUUUUCCGAACUGGUCAGCCGUAUCGUACUAUACGUACCCGACUAUAAUGUUGCCCGCGAUCUGAUGUUGACCUCACCACCCGAUAAUUGUUUCCAAACGUAUACAGAGGACGGCGCUGUUAUGUAUCCGCAAACCGAGGAUCAAGAUUUCAAAACAUAUGCCAACAAUAAUCGCCAAUCGGUUAAAGUAUUGGUCAAAAGUGUUGAUGAAAUGAUACAACGGUUUAGCGUUGAAAUCGACGAUUUGUGUCGUAAAGAGCGCGGCGUUCAGGAACUGGUUAAUCGAAAUCGUCAGGAAAUUACCGCUAAAAGAGAAGAAUUGUCGCGAAUUGAACAACAAAAACGUCAGACCAGACGUGAUUUAGUCGAUCAGCAGUCGGAACUUCAGCGACUGGAAUCGAUUGGCGAUUCGCCGCCAGUCAAAGUGUCAACAUUGGAGGAAUCGUUACAACAAAGCAGUCAUAAGAAAUCUGAAUUGGAUUUAUGUGUCGAAGAGACUAAGGAUGAAAAAGACAGGCUUUCGAAUCAAUAUCAAGAACUCGAUGACGAAUAUCGACUGAGAAAAACCGAAUACGAAGAUCUGUUGGCUUCACGUCAUCCGCUGAAAGAAAGUCUAGAAAAAUGCAAAAGCGAUAUCUGUACGCAUCAGACAGCUCUGAACGAGUUCCAGAAGAAGGUCGCCGAUACGGAAUCGCUGAAUACUGAAGAGGAAACUAAAUUGGCAGUCAAAGAGUCCGAAUAUGAAGUUUUCGAACGCCAAGCACUGGCCAAAACUGGUCAACCCGUACGAACUCGACGAUCAUCGAAGACCGUACAGAUCGAGAUCCGACAGUUGCAACAAUUUCUGGCCGAACAGGAGACCACUAUCGGCAAUAAGGAACAAAUCUAUCGCCAAUACAAAGAUUUGAGUCAACAGUUUCGUCGUAUCAAACAAGACUUCCACACCAUUGAAACCAAUUUGAUUCGUCUAAACGAAUCGUUGAAUUUUGCCGACGCGUUUUUUUUCACGGAUGUACUCCAACACAAGGGGUUUACCGGUUCCCUCGAUAUCUAUCAUCAAAACAAAGAAGUUAUGGUCGAACGAAAAAAAGCUAAAACAUUGGAAAUACAGGUCAAUCGGAAAGCAUCGGCGGCGGCGGAAAGCCAGAUAAUAAGUCAAUCGGCGGUUUCACAACUGUCCACUAGAAAGGCUUUUAUCGCUGCCAUAAUGUUUUCGGGUUUGUUUUUAUUGCCGAGACUAUGGCUACCGGCAAUACUACCCGAACAAUAA